UUAAGCCUGGAAAUCUUAGUUGACAGUUCCAAGUGCAAGGAAUUAUAUACAUAAAAGAAAACCAGUAACCUUUUUCCCUCUCCUUCUGCUUCUUUAUCUUCUUCCUUUGUCUUUAUAUAUAAUUGUAUAGCCAUUGAUUUUAGCCUCAAAGAAAUACCCAAAAAAGAACUAGCAAGCUAUGGCUCCUACUGAGCUCUUACGUUUGGCCUCCUUGAGCUUAUUACUGGCCUUGGUGGUCCAGCCUCAUGAAGCAUAUGGCUCGACCCGUGGCUCGUUCCUCAGCAAUGAUGGUUCAGCAGCAGUCAGUGGGAUAUGCGCCACCUCGGUGACUAUCCAUGGUUACAAAUGCCAAGAACAUGAAGUGAAAACAAAAGAUGGAUAUAUCCUUAGCAUGCAAAGAAUUCCAGAGCGACGUUUUGAAGGGAACGGUAAUGCUGGAACCAAGAAGCAGCCUAUACUCAUACAACAUGGUGUCCUUGUGGAUGGAAUGACAUGGCUCCUGAAUUCACCACAACAAAAUCUACCAAUGAUUUUGGCUGAUAAUGGAUUCGAUGUCUGGAUUGCCAACACCAGAGGCACCAGAUUCUGCAGAAAACAUGUUUCCCUUGAUUCCGCCCAGCCGGAGUUCUGGAAUUGGUCGUGGGAUGAACUGGUGAGUUUCGAUCUACCAGCUGUUUUUGAUUUUGUCUUCAACCAGACGCAGCAGAAGAUUCAUUACAUUGGUCAUUCCCUGGGAACUCUUAUAGGUCUGGCAUCAUUCUCAGAGGGGCAUCAGGCAGACACGCUGAAAUCCGCAGCGUUUCUAAGCCCGAUCGCAUACUUGAGCCACAUGAAUACUGCACUUGGCAUGGUUGCCGCUAAAGCCUUUGUUGGUGAGAUCACUACUUGGUUCGGAGUAGCUGAAUUCAAUCCAAAAGGACAGAAGGCAUCAGCUUUUCUCAAGCGUUUAUGCAAUUACCCUGGGGUUGACUGCUAUGACCUGUUAACUGCUAUUACUGGAAAAAAUUGCUGUCUCAAUUUUUCAACCGUUGAUCUUUUCAUAAAGAAUGAGCCUCAAUCCACAGCAACCAAAAACAUGGUUCACUUGGCACAGACUGUUCGAGACGGAGUUAUAGCGAAAUACAACUACGGCAGACCGGACUAUAACCGGAUGCACUACGGAGAAGCCAAGCCACCAGUUUACAACAUCUCCGCAAUCCCACGAAACCUUCCCAUCUUCAUCAGCUACGGCGGCCAAGACGCUCUUUCAGAUGUUAAAGAUGUUCUACUAUUGCUGGACAGCCUCAAGUUCCAUGAUGAGGACAAGCUCAUGGUUCAGUUCAUCAAAGAUUACGCCCAUGCCGAUUUCAUCAUGGGAACCAACGCCAAGGAUAUUGUAUACAAUCAAGUCCUUCGGUUCUUCAAAAAUCAACAAUGAUACGUUUUGCACAAUCUAGUCUGAUCGGAUUUUCUGAACCAGCUGCUUCUAUUAUCUGUUUGGUAAUAAAACCAAGCAGAUUCUAUGUAUCAAUCUGUACUAAACAGGCAUCGGUCAAAAUGUGGACAAACCUCGCAAUGUCUCCAUUUAACAAAACUCGAACUCGAAAUUUUAUUCAAAUGUAUUUAACUGCUUGCCACUGUACUAAACAGGCAUCGGUCAAAAAUUAAAUUAUGAUUUUAGUUUUUUGGGUUUAA
This is a messenger RNA of Gossypium raimondii (Peruvian cotton), 1674 nucleotides long. Its product is annotated as triacylglycerol lipase 2. Gene Ontology annotation, biological process: lipid metabolic process. The coding region runs from base 179 to 1417 and encodes 412 amino acids. NCBI's taxonomy places the organism in Eukaryota, Viridiplantae, Streptophyta, Magnoliopsida, Malvales, Malvaceae. The transcript is spliced from 9 exons. Gene Ontology annotation, molecular function: hydrolase activity, acting on ester bonds. The record is from RefSeq and is a predicted model, not a curated record.